Messenger RNA from Aethina tumida (small hive beetle), 4370 nucleotides. Its product is annotated as protein FAM135A. The record is from RefSeq and is a predicted model, not a curated record. Lineage: Eukaryota; Metazoa; Arthropoda; Insecta; Coleoptera; Nitidulidae. The transcript is spliced from 13 exons. The coding region runs from base 489 to 4340 and encodes 1283 amino acids.
UGAUAUCCUGGUUGCCACCUCGCACACAGAUGAUUCUGCAACGCGUUCGCAAAAUUCCUUACAUAACGUAAAUAAAACGGUGCCUGUCCGGACGAAUUGGCCGCGUUCGAAACGCGAUCGAGACGAAGUGUGACGCGACCGAAUUUAAAUAAAAUGUUUCACCCCCGACACCCGUCUAACGCGUUGUUCAGUGUUGUUUAAAUAUUAAACGGUUUAAGUUUAUGGUGAGUGUAUUUAUAGAGUCGACGAAUUGGUGUUUCUGAAUUUUAUUUUUGGGUGGCCCGUCUAUGUAUUUACAUUUUAUUACGUUAAACUAGAAAUUAACGCCGACUUCAGUCAUCGGUUCAAUUAAAUGUAUCAGAUUAAUUAAUUAUGCAGUUGUGUCGGUGCUGAGGUACGGAAUAGCUAUUUUUUUGAGCUUUCGUGAACGUACAAAUUGAGCGCCGUUAAAGAAGGAAUGUUGCUACAAAAUUUUACUGUAAAAUAGUAUGAGUGAGUUGCAAUCAACGAUUGAAUUUUCGGUGGAACUAUACAAAUUCUACAAUGUGGAUCUAUUUCAAAGAGGAAUGUACCAGGUCCGAUGCUCACUCCGCGUUUCUUCGAAAUUAGGAGUGGAAAUCGAAGUGACGACCCCCGAAGUAACAACAGGACUCGGUUCGGCAAUUGUUUUGGGAAAUUACGGAGCAUGUCGUCCCUUCCAGAUACUAUACAGGAACGAGGAAGUGUCCCUAAAAGAUGUCGUCCUCUUUCGAUGUCACAUGCUGGUCGACGGCAACAAUCUGAAGGAAUCGCUCGAACGUGCGGAGUACACCCUGCUGUUGGAGUUAUGGUUUAGUGAUUCGUCACCGGCCACGAUGGUAAUGGUGUCCUCAAGAACUCUGCAACUCACGAUGUCACCUGUUGAGGGGCUCCAUUAUCACCUGCCAGUAUUAUUCGAUUAUUUCCAUUUGUCUGCGAUUUCUCUUACCAUACAUGCCGCUCUUACUGCGUUACAUCAACCUUCUAUGAAGCGAGGAAUUCUCAAAUAUAUGCAGAGUUGUGCACCAAAAACAUCAAAGUCAUGGAGUAAAAUACGUUCCACUCAAUGUUCAGCGUUAACGGAUCCCGUCCCACCAGUGAGUAGUCAUAAGGUUUAUAACAAAAUUAACGAAUCACCGCAAAUUCAUUUAGAGGCGUAUAAUGUUCUGUUAGACUCGAGCAAUAAUUUAAAAACUGUUAUAAAAGAAUAUAAAAUUUUAAUGGAACAAAGAGAAGAAAUUGUUGCAGAAAAUUAUGAUAUAUUAAUUGUAAAACAUAACGACUACGACAGUACUAAGCUAAUGAAGAAACGGCCUCAUUUACAAAAUUCGGAAUUGGCAGAACUAUGUGCAGAAAAUAUAAGACUUUGGAAUUAUUUUUUGUUAACAUUCAGCGGAAAAAUCGCCAUACAACAAUAUUUAAGUAAAAGGCACCAUCUAUUACGUGUGAGAAGAUUCGCCGAACUUUUUUUUCUGAUUUACAACCCAAGAAGAUCUGCUUUUGGAUGCUACGAAACAAACUAUCAAAAUUAUUUUGUUAUUGCUGAUAUCCUUAGAAGGUCAAAAUAUAUGCAAUUACUACCUCCUUUGCCUGUACAUUGUUUAGCUCUAGACGGAGACAGUGCCUCCAUGCCAAUAAUAUUUGAAGAUCAGUACCAGGAUCCUUUUAAUGCUGAAAAACGCAGUGAUGAAACUCUAAAUCUCAGAUCUUCCAAAGAUCCCUGGUGCAUAAAAACUGCAAAGCUAGUUACCGACGAAACGCUUUGCUCAUGCGGAAUUGGAAAUUUAUGGGAUAAAAGGAAAAGCUCGGAAAAGACUUUGGUAAACGUCGACUUAUACAAUUUAGAAGAUCCACUUAUGUUUUCCAUUCCAACGAGGCACAGUAAAUCCUUGGACCAGCUGCAGACUUGUUCAAAAAAUCAUUUCCAUCAUUCUUUAAGCAACAUCCUCCACCAGAAAGAAUUCGUUGAUACAGGACAAUCAAAGAAGUCUUUAUAUCAUGCAGAUCGAAAGUUAAAAAACGUGUCAAGUGAGCACAACAUGCGCCAUCGAAAGUAUUUUAUAGAAGACGAAUUUAAAUUUUGUACAAGAUCUGAUAGUACAGAUGAUAACAUAUGUGAUUGUUCCUUUAAUAACUACAAUAAUUUUUCUACUACUAGUAAAAAAACAAAACCAACUAGCAACGCAUUAAAUUUUGAAGAUACGUCCAUAAAACGGAAUUAUACUCGAAACGGUGUUGAUAAAGUGAGACAAUUUGACAUAAAGAAAUUGACGAAUGCAAAGCAGCAGUACCAUUCAUUAAUUAAAUCUAUGAGUCAAACUUCUCAAGACAGUCUUCAAAAUAUUUUUAGAACCAACUCAAUGCAGUUCCUGUCACCAAAAAAGAGUACAAACGGUGUAAAUAAAUUUAAUUCGUUAGUAACGGCAAAGCGGAGCCAAAGUCGGCAACUAGAAUCAUUUUUGCAACCAUCAGAACCGCAAACAGUAUUUAAUGGUAAAGCGAACGACGUGAAGCAUCAAAAUGGAAAAUCAAAACAAAAUAAAAAACUAAAAUCAAACGACAAGGUAAUGAAAUCAAAAAAACGAAUAUCAAAUGGAAAAAACUUCGAGAUAGGUUCCACUAGUAGUUCUACAGAGAGUUUAUCUAUUGAUAUAUUUAAAACAGGGUUAAAUAGUACAGCUUUACUUAGAGUAAGAGGACUUCGAAAAGUGUGGAGUACUUCUGACUUAGGAGAUGAAAACGUUUCUCUUGUAUUAUCAGGUUCUGAAUCACUGCCUAACAUUUCUCCUAAAGCAGAAGAGAAUUUGCAUUAUCCGGAAACGAAGUACUUUAGUAGUUCGACUUCUUCGACCAGUGAACAAAGUGGGUGGAUUACUUCUAGAAGUAGUUCUAUAGCAUCUAGUACUGAUGUAACUAAUCCUGCCAUAAGUGCUACUGUUUCGAAUCUAGAUAAUUUACAAAAAAAAAUGUUUAAUUUAACUUCAGAUAUUAAAAAAAUCAAUGGGAAGAAAUUAGAGGAUAAUAUUUAUAAAGUAAAAUCUAACAAAUUUUAUUUGGAAAGUGAUAGUUCCAAUGGACAUGGGAAGAAGAAUAAAGAUUAUCCUUUGUUCAAAGGCUGUGAAAAUAACCAAAGUAACUUCUGUGAAGAUAUUGCUUUACCUCCACCGAAACAAUUUAGAGAUUUAGAUUCGCCGUCGAGUUCGAUAACGAAUGGCACUAACGAAGAGGAGAUCAAUGCUGUGGAUAAUUUAUUGUACCACGUUGUUGAUUCCCAAACUGUGCUUGAAACGAAACCUAGUCAAUUGAACGUAAACCCAACAAAAGAGAAUGAAGACUUUAAACAAUAUAAAGGAUCAAAUUCGGAAGCUCUAAAGACAUUUUUAAAAGGAAAAAAGGAAUUCAAAAGUCAAUUAAAAUUUCCUGGUUUAUUAUAUUCGGAUUUAAAUUCCUUUGCAUCUACAGUUCCUUACUUUCACAUAAGUGAUGAGUUUAGAAUAUUUUCACCAGAGGGAAUGCAUUUGAUAGUGUGCGUCCACGGUUUAGACGGAAAUUCUGCCGAUUUAAGACUUGUUAAAACAUAUUUAGAAUUAGGACUUCCAGGAGCAUAUCUUGAUUUUUUAAUGUCGGAAAGAAAUCAAGGUGAUACCUUUAGUGAUUUCGACACGAUGACUGAUCGACUUGUUAGCGAAAUCUUACAUUACUUAGAUACAAGUAGUAUACGACCAACAAGAAUCAGUUUCGUGGGUCAUUCGUUAGGAAAUAUAAUAAUAAGAUCGGCUCUAACAAGACCACAAAUGAAAUUUUUACUUCCAAGACUGCAUACUUUUUUAUCACUUUCUGGACCACAUUUAGGAACCUUAUACAAUAGUAGUGGAUUAGUUAACAUGGGAAUGUGGUUUAUGCAAAAAUGGAAAAAGUCCGGCUCUUUACUACAAUUAUGUUUGAAAGAUGCAACCGAUUCUAGACAGUCUUUUUUAUAUCGCUUAAGUCAAAGAAGUACACUCCACCAUUUUAAAAACAUACUUCUUUGUGGAUCAGGACAAGACCGAUACGUUCCUUUACAUUCAGCAAGGAUAGAACUAUGUAAGGAAUCAAUCAAAGAUUCGUCGGAAUUGGGAACAAUUUAUCGAGAAAUGGUUCACAAUAUAAUGUCCCCUAUAAUAUCACAAAAGGAUCUAAAACUUGUGCGUUACGAUAUUCAUCAUGCUCUGCCGAAUACUGCGAAUGCUUUAAUUGGUAGGGCAGCACACAUAGCAGUUCUGGACUCUGAACUUUUCAUUGAGAAAUUUAUGGCGGUAGUUGGAAUCAAAUAUUUCCGUUAGAUAUAACUAUUUAUAAAGUCUUUUUUUUUU